Neofelis nebulosa (Clouded leopard) is the source of this 2857-nucleotide messenger RNA. RefSeq names its product phosphatidylinositol-4-phosphate 5-kinase like 1 (gene PIP5KL1). The transcript is spliced from 10 exons. The record is from RefSeq and is a predicted model, not a curated record. Gene Ontology annotation, biological process: phosphatidylinositol metabolic process. The coding region runs from base 636 to 1826 and encodes 396 amino acids. Gene Ontology annotation, molecular function: phosphatidylinositol kinase activity. Lineage: Eukaryota; Metazoa; Chordata; Mammalia; Carnivora; Felidae.
GGUGUGGAUUUUGUUCCAGUGCAGGGGAAGCCACUGGAGGUUUUAAGCAUGAGAGUGACAUCAUCCGAUUUAUGCUUUUAAAAGAUCACGCUGGCAGCUGUGUUCCUCCCUCUCACCACUGAAUCUCCAGGGCCUAGCACUAGCCCUGGCCCAAAGGGAGUGUUCAAAAUAUGCCCUGAAUGAAUGCGUGCCCCGGACUUCCUGUGUGACCUGGAGAUACUCACUUCUCUCUCCGGACCUUAGUUUUCUCACCCGAGAGGCAGUCCGUGGGGAUUUCACGCCAGAGUGAGCGGGUCGGAGUGGAUUUAGGUUUCCCGCCUCCCCAUGCGGCCCCGAGACCCGAAUCCCCCACUUCAGGAGACGAACUAAGGUUGGUGGGGGGGGGGGGGGGAAUCUUCCCUUCUGGCGACCUGAAGCAAUGCGCUGCGGCCCCGCCCGGGCCUGGACCGCGGUCUGAAGGAUGCUGCAGCCCCGGGGGCGGGACCCGCAGGCGAUCGCCGGCGCCUCCCGUGCGGAUUGGGUGCAGCGGUGACCGGCGCCGCGCUAUUGGUCGGUCCAGAAGCAGGGGCGGGGACCCGCUCCCGCAGCGCGGCGGCGGGGACACGGCCAGAGCCCGGGAAGCUGCUGCGGGGGUGAUGGCCGCGCCGAGCCCGGGGCCCCGCGAGGUCCUGGCCCCCUCCCCAGAGGCUGGAUGCAGACCAGCCACCUCGACCUCUGGCCGCCGUGGCCUCCUCUGGCGUCUACGAGACAAGCAGGCUCGCCUUGGCCUGUUUGAGAUCGGCCCGGGGCAUGAGCUGCACCAGCUGACAUGUAUGAUGCAGGCAGGGCUGUGGGCUGCCACUCAGGUCUCCAUGGACCACCCACCCACAGGACCACCCACCGAGGAGGAUUUCUCUGAGGUCCUGACCCAGGUUCACGAGGGCUUCGAGCUGGGCACCCUGGCCGGCCCGGCCUUCGCCUGGCUACGCCACUCCCUAGGCCUGGCUGAGGGAGACUAUCAGGCGGCAUUAGGCCCAGGUGGCCCCUACCUGCAGUUCCUCAGCACCUCCAAGAGCAAGGCCAGCUUCUUCCUGUCCCACGAUCAACGCUUCUUCCUGAAGACCCAGCGCCGCCGGGAGGUGCGGGCGCUGCUCGCCCACCUGCCCCGCUACGUGCAGCACCUGCGGCGGCACCCGCACUCGCUGCUUGCGCGGUUGCUGGGAGUGCACAGUCUGCGGGUGGCUCGGGGAAAGAAGAAAUUCUUCAUCAUCAUGCAGAGCGUCUUCUAUCCCGCCGGCCGCAUCUCUGAGAGGUAUGAUAUAAAGGGCUGUGAGGUGAGCCGAUGGGUGGAGCCAGCCCCUGAGGGUAGCCCUCUUGUCCUCGUGCUGAAGGACCUCAACUUUCAAGGCAAGACCAUCGACCUGGGGCCCCAGCGGAGCUGGCUCCUCCACCAGAUGGAACUGGACACCGCCUUCCUCCGGGAGCUCAACGUGCUGGAUUACAGCCUUCUGAUGGCCUUCCAGCGCCUCCACGAGGAUGAGAGGGGCCCGGGCAGCAGCCUCAUCUUCCGCACGGCCAGGUCUGUGCGAGGGGUACAGAGCCCGGAGGAGCCGGGAUCCCAGAACCGCCGGCUGCUGCCCGACUCCCCCAACGCCUUACACAUCCUGGACGGGCCGGAGCAACGCUAUUUCCUGGGCCUCGUGGAUCUCGCUACGGUCUACGGGCUCCGCAAGCGGCUGGAGCAUUUAUGGAAGACGCUGCGCUACCCAGGUCGGACCUUCUCCACCGUCAGCCCCGCUCGCUACGCCCGUCGCCUCUGCCAGUGGGUGGAGGCUCAUACCGAGUGACCCGCGCCCGUCGCUCUCUCGCAUCUGGACAAUGGGCACACGCCGGGAACCAGGGUUCCAGUCUGGCCCCGGCGGCGGGUCGGCCUCCCUUCACCUGCUGUUCCUCCCUUUGGCCUCCAGAGGGCAGCAUCCCCUAACUAAUACCAUGACAACACAGCCUCAUUUGGUGGUGAUGACUGGUUCGGCGUUGUGCCAGGGACUCCCCAACAUUAGCUCGAUUAAUCUUCAAAAAAAAAAAAAAAAUGCUAUUAUUCUCUUUUUACAGACCAUGAAUUGGAGGCUCAGGGGGUGAAGGUACUGAGCAAGAUCAUUCAGCAAUAAAUGCUGGAACCAGGACUCGACUAUGCCUUUUGGACUCAGGAGCCUGUAUUCUUACCCACCAGCUCCCUUAGCCCUGUCUUCAUGCUCUGGGGAAUGGUGUAGGCUGAAGGCUCCAGCCAAGCCCCUUUGUCGUCCAGAUGGGGAAACUGAGGCCCAGAGACUUUAAUGGGCUUACCCAUGGGUAAGUGGAAAGGCCAGCCCAAGAUCCCAGGUCUCCUUACCUCCUGUCCACUGGCCUUUUGGGGUGGUUCCUGUGGCUCCUGCUUCUCUAGGGAUGCAGGCAGGAGAAGGGGAGGUUUUGGGGGGGGGGGGGCUGCAUCUCUGGAAGACACUAUGUUAGGACCCACCAUUGAUCUUGAGUAAGUUCUUCCUUCCUCUGGAAGUCGCUCUUCUCAUCUGCGAAAGGGGGACAGGGGUUGGUGGUCAGACCAAGGGCCUGGCCACACAGACAAUACCAGCAGCAAAGAAGUACAGUGCGUGCACAGCCCCUGAUCAUCCCUUCUCCUUCCUCCAGGAACCUCCAGCCUGGCCUCUGACCCUGGCCCAAUCCAACCAUGCCCAAGUGGGCCUCUCCUCUAGAGCUGCUCUGGGGCCUGGCUGUGUGACCAGGGCAAGGUGCUAAACCUCUCUGUGCUUCAGUGGUCGAAUCCGUAAAAUGGAAAGGAUGAAAGUGGACUUCGUUAACUCAUUAAAUAUUUAUUGAGCACCUA